CACUUCCCGCCACUCAGCGGCGGCGCAGCGCAGUGGGGCGGGUCUUAGCGCUGACGGACAGCCCGCCUCAUCCAAUCGGAGCCCGCGCCGCGGCCCGGCCAUGUCGGCAGCGGCGGUUCCGCCCGCCCGGCCAACAUGGCCCUGACGGCCGAGACCGAGUCCCGCCUGUACCGCUCGCUGCGCGUGGUCUCCGGCGCCGCCGCGCACCUCGUGGCGCUGGGAUUCCCCGCCGCCGUGGCCGUGCUGGCGCGGCCAGGAUCCAGUCUCUUCUCCUGGCACCCGCUGCUCAUGGCCCUCGCGUUCUCGUUCCUGAUGACGGAAGCGCUGCUGAUCUUCUCCCCGGAGACCUCGCUGCUGCGCUCCUUCUCCCGCAAGGUCCGAGUGCGGGUGCACUGGGCCCUGCAGCUGCUCGCCCUGCUCUGCGCGCUCCUGGGGCUGGGAAUCAUUACCUACAACAAGCACCUGAACGGCAAGGGCCACUUUGUCACCUGGCACGGGCUGACGGGGCUGCUGGCCGUGCUGUACACGGGCGGGCAGUGCGCCGGCGGCGUGCUCCUGCUCUACCCUAAGCUGAUGAAGAACUGGACGCUGGCCAAGCUGAAGCUGUACCACGCAACCUCAGGGCUGGUGGGCUACCUGCUGGGCUGUGCCAGCCUGAUGCUGGGCAUGUGCUCCCUCUGGUUCACCACCACGGUGACCGGUGCCUCGUGGUACCUCGCUAUGCUGUGUCCCCUCGUCACCAGCCUGGUUAUCAUGAACCAGGUGAGCAAUGCGUACCUGUACCGCAAGCGCAGCCAGCACUGAGGGCUUGGUGCUGACCUGAACUUCCCAGAGCGAGCUGGGUCUCCCCUUGGAGAGAGCUGGCAGCCCCCCUGCUCGCACAGGGUCUCCUUGGAACUUGGUUUCUACCUACUCGUCUUUCCUUAGUCCUGGAUUGUCCGUAGUGUCUUGUCCCUGGGGAGCAGCCGCUCCAGAUGCGUGUGACACCUCACCCCUGCCUCAGUGGGGAUGCUCCCUGGCACAGGUAAAGCUGCCAGUCCCUGUGGCAGCUUGGUGCUCAGUGCUGGGAAAUGGAGGGCUCACUCAGGAUUCCUGCUCCUUUUCCCUUCCCACGCAGGGCUGCUUCGGAGCAGGCAGGCCAGGAGCCAUCCUGGUGAGGAGGGCAGGGAGUCCCUUCUCUCCCGGGAAGCUGCAGCAGGCACCACGCUGCCUCUCCUGCCACGGGGGCAGCUUGACAGGAAAGCACAGGGCACGGUUGUGGCUUCAGCCCUGGCAGGGCUGGGGCAGGGUGGUGGCACCCGAGCAACGGUACAGCAGCACGUGUGUCCCCAUGGCACGGGCAGUCCCUGGGAUCAGAGCGGGCAGCUCUGCCCCAAGGCCCUGGGUCUGGACGCCCAGUGCCACGCACAAACCCCUCCUCCGUGGGCUGGGCUCGGCCUGCUGGGGUGGGGUCAGUUUACAGAGCAAAUUACUGAGCUGGGCUGUGAGCGUGCAGCCAGCAAGUCAUAGGGAACAGUGUGAGCACAGCCGGAGACACAGACCUGGGCAAUGAACCCUUGGGAAGGCAGGAAGAAACCUCCUUGCUGGCACAACAGCGUUCCUUCCAGCACGCAUCCUGCUCCCGGCAGGGCUGGAGAGCUGGGAGCGGCUCCCAGGCUGAAAAAUUCCUCUGUAUCCAGAGCUUUUAUUCAAUAAAAAUUUCAGGCAGCUAGA
Pyrgilauda ruficollis (rufous-necked snowfinch) is the source of this 1713-nucleotide messenger RNA. RefSeq names its product cytochrome b561 domain-containing protein 2. The transcript is spliced from 3 exons. Gene Ontology annotation, cellular component: endoplasmic reticulum. Gene Ontology annotation, molecular function: transmembrane monodehydroascorbate reductase activity. The record is from RefSeq and is a predicted model, not a curated record. Bases 136 to 804 code for a protein of 222 amino acids. Lineage: Eukaryota; Metazoa; Chordata; Aves; Passeriformes; Passeridae.